AUGUCGGGGCCUCCCUCCGAGGCCGAGGCCGCCGAGGCCGCCGAGGCCGUCGCGGCCGUGGCGCGGCCUUCGCUGGACGGGGACGGAGGACAUCGGGCCGAAGACUCGCCAAAUGCGUGGGCUCAGCAGACCAUGGGGCGAAUGGCACCACCGCCACAGGAUGAGGAGGAGUCUCCGACCAGCACGGCACAUUUUCCAUUUGGCCUCUCACACGAUCCUUAUGGCACCUUCGUCAAACAGCAGCUCAUGCUUCUGGAGGACGAGCUGCGCUCUCUUGGGAUGGAGGACAGCUUGGUGCAGGAGCAGCUUCGAGCUUUGGAGGCUCAGCUUCGAACGCGCAAGCCCCCGACACUUGCGGGGCCGCAGGAGACGCUGGUUUCCGCCGGCGCGCCGCCUCGCGGCCGCUCUGCCAGGUGGGCGGAUGAGGAGAACGGCUACGGGGAUGUGGUGCAGAAUCAGGCGGGCGCAAUGCAGAUGCACGAGCGUCAGGUGGCCCGCCAAAGACAGCAACUGGAAUACAGUUUCGCCGAGCUAUCCCGCAACCCACAUGGCAUGAGCGAAGGCGAGAUACUUCGGAGCAAGGCCUUGGAGCAGCGCGUGCAGCAACUGAUCGAGCGUCGGGAGCAGCGCGAGCGGCUUCGCAGUGGGAACCCACCACGCACGGCUGCACCUCAGGCAGUUCCAACGGUGCCCGGCCCGGGCAGCGGUGCGGUGCCUCCAGGGCCGACGGCGAGCUUCGUCCCGUUUGGUGACCGUGGUCUUCUACCGGAAGCAGGAGAUGAUGCUUUUGCUUCCCCGGAAGCAAGCCGCUUCCAGUUGGACCCGUCUGCCGUAAUGACGGCUCGGAAUUGGAGCCCUGGGCAUUCGCGGCCUGACGUGGCACGGUUCGACCUGGAUCCUGUGACGCAGCGUGAUUGGCUGAGACCAGGUACAAUGGUGCCCGACUGGAACUACACUCCCAGCUACAUGCGCCCCCAACUUGUUUCAGGCCCCGCACAUCCUGCACAGCCAGGCCUCAUGAGUCAGGACUCUAGCCCUGCUCACGGCACGGCCCCAACGCUGUUCGAUCCGACUAGUCCCCACGCAGCCAGUUCUGGGCAGCGUUCGCAGCCCUCGUGGCGCAGUCGCUCCGCCAGCCCGGGGCCGGCCACGGAUGCCGCCGUGGCGAUCGGCGACCGCGUAGAUGAGGAUCCGAUGUCUGUCAUGGAGCAAAGUCGCAAAGUUGCAGAAGAUGCGCUGUACCAGAAUGAAGCAGGCCGUAAGAAAGCAGAACGUGAACGCCAGAAGGCGGCCGAGGAGCGGCGGAAGGCGGAACUGGCAAUGCAGCAAGCGGAGGAGGAUCGCUUGCGUGCAGAGCGAGAGUUCGCGGAGGCAGAGCAGACCCGGCGAGAGGAGGCGAAGCAGCGGCAACGUGACAAGCGUGGGGCGGCCAUGCGCAAGCAGCAGGAUUCAGAGAAGAAGCGAAGGGAAGAAGAGGAGGAGAUGCGCAGGAUGCAAGAGGAGAUGGAUGUGCAAGCGCGGGAGGAGAGGGAUGCAGCAGAAAGGGAGCGGACAGAACGAGAGCGAGCCAUGGCGGAAGAAGCCGAGCGUCUCACGAAGGGAAAAAUGGAUCCAAAGCUGAAUCCACGACGUUUCUUCGCCAACAAUGCGAAGCUGGACGGAAAAGCCCGCAAGGAAGAAGUGGAGAAGUGCCGGGAGUUGAUGCAGAAGCUGAUGGCAACGGAGGCGGCGCGCUUCCUCCAGGCUGUAUGGAGGGGCCGCGGUCCUCGCAAAGCGCUGAGAGCUUUGAAAGACAUUGAGCGCGCCAAGUUCGAUGCCACCAAGCGGCGCCUGGCUGAGGCCGCUGAAAAGAUCGCAAGGAACAAGGAGCGAGAGCGGCUUGCGGCGCGACUGAAGGAAAUCUCUGCCACAGAAGCUAUCCUUCGAGAUGUUUGGAGCAAGUGGCGCGAGAGAGCGGCCAUCAAGAUGCAAGCGCACUUCCGCGGUGCCAAGACACGCAAGCAGUUUGCCAGUCGGUGGGCGCAACAUCUGCGUGAGCGCGAAGCUGCGAAGCAGGAGCGGAAGCGUGUGUGGGCCGAACGUCAGGAACGCUGGGUGCUGGAAGCAAAGCGGGCUCGGCGCAAAGCCUGGGAUGCAGAGGUAGCCGCCAUGCGUGAGCGUGUUGCGCUGAUGGACUUGGAGCGCCGAGAGCGUGAGCUGGCGGCGCUCAGGCUCCAAUCGGCUCUCCGAGGUCAGCUGGAGCGUCCGAGCACCUGGAACCUCUUUGGCAGAGCCGAGUCAGUGAACUGCCGUGUGCACGGCGAGCAUUGGCUCAAAGUGUCAGAAGACGGUGAGCGCAUCACAUGGCGCAACCCGCGCUUUUCUGACUGGGAGCUCCGCUGGGGCGAUCGUGUCUGGCGGGUCCAUUGCUGUGUGUUGGUGGGUGGGAAGAGGCCAGCGCACUUCUUUGCUGGUGCUUCCCGCGAGGGUGUGUACGAAGGAAGAGAGACGGACCUGGCAGUGCUGUGCCCGGAAUCGUGCAAAGACCACGUCGAGCGCGCCCUCGACUUCAUCUAUGGCGAGGACCUUGGGGCGGUGAGCCCCGAGCAUGUGAUGCCACUGCUGAAGAUUGCAGACACGUUGCAGUGUCCCACGCUGCAGAAUACAGUUCUGGAUGCUAUGGAGCAUGCAUCUGGGACUCCAGGCGCCAUCGAAGUAUGGAUGCGAGAUGCUUGCAUCAUGAAUUUGAACCGCGUUCUGGAAGAGCUGGUUGCAUGCCUGCCCAGAAGUCGUCUCAUUAACUUGAACUUGGACAUAUUGGACAACGACAACGUCUUAGUAAUGAGAGCCGUUGCCAAGCGCAUGGUGGAGGACCGGAUGGUGCAAUGGGGAUCCUUCGAAGGUCACGGUCAGCUGAAUUCUGACGGGAGUAUCUCCCUGAGCCUGCCUACCGUGGCACAGGAGCAGUCGCGCAGAGGCCUCUGGUGCCGGGCCACAGGCCUGGGCGAAGCCUCGAGAGGCCGACACAUCUGGCGCAUUCGGGUGGACUCCGUUCCCACGAUCGGGGCAGCUCCGGACUGGUACAUCGUGGCCGGAGUGAUCUCGCGGGAGCAGACGGACCUUUCCACGAACAAGUCCAGGGCCCUCUGGGACACUGACCACCACUUCCUAGAAACGUAUCAGGCGGGGUCCUUGCUCAACUUCCACCACCACCAAACAAAGGUCCUGGUGAAGCACGCAGAAGGUGCAGCAUGCUCGCACCAAGUUGACAAUGUUCAGCGGUUGCAUCCAGGAGAUGUGAUCUCCAUCUGUCUCGAUUUGAAUGAUGGCACUCGCAACGCUGACAUCGUGUGGCGGAUUAAUGAUACAGAUGUUGCUUUCCCGGAGUCUGUCAAACUCAGUCCGACCGUCUACCGUGUUGGCGUGGAGCUGUACAAGCAUUUGUAUCAAGCAGAUAGCUUGAGAGUGACACUCGAGCAGCACACAGGCGCCAGUGCCGCAAUUACCCGUGAAGAUCGGAAGUCCGGACUUCUGGAUGACAAGUCUGGCAAGACUGAGCAACGCAUGUCUUGGAUGCCAAGCUGCACAGACCGCCUCAAAGCCGCAGCAGAGGCCGAGAAGAAGAAGCUAGAAGAGGCAGCUCGGAGGCGGCAGGACGCUCUACGUGAGGCGGAGGAACGCAAGCGCCAGCAGGAGGUCCUCAAAGCCCAGGAAGCAAUCCGUGACUUCGAGUUUCGCUGGAAGACGUACCAUGCCACAAAAAUACAGUCCAUGGUACGUGCUCGCAACGAUCGCCGACGAGCUGCCGCAGAGAAGGCCAAAAAGGAGGCAGAGGCCAGCGAGCGGAGAGCAGCCGCGCGAAGGGAGGAAGAGCGCAGGAGGCGCUUGGAGGAAGAGAAGCGAGCGCAGGAAGCACUCCGCGCGCAGCAGAUGGGUGUCGGUGCCAUGCGAAAGCUUUUGGCGGAUAUGGAAAACCGUCGACUUGGCCAGUAUGUGAUCAAGCUGCAGGCACGGUGGCGCGGGCGCAUGGCUCGCAAGCGCUACGCGGAAGUGAAGGAGAUUUUGCGGCGUGAGAAGGCCAAGGCCCGGGAUCUCAAGCGUGCACGGCACCUGGCCGAGUUCAGGGAGCGGAAGCGUUUAGAGGAGCUUCGGCGCAAGGAAAGGCGGCAGCACGAGGUCUCAAAGUUCUCGAAGCGCCUACACGAUGUGGAAUUCAUACAGAAGACCCGAGCUGCCAGGCGGAUUCAGGGUGCCUACCGCGUCCGACGUGCAAAGCUACAGCUGCGGAACCUCAAGCAUGAGCGCGACGAAAAGGAGUACUCUCAACGUGCAGCGGUCAAGCUCAAAAUCGAGCGUGAGCGGCAAGAGAAACUCAAAGAGCAGAAGGCAAAGGAAGCCGCCGCGAAGGCGAAGCUUCAACGCGAGGUGCAGGGCUACCGGCACAAGGUCGACGCCAUGGAGUUCCGCGCGCAGGAGCAGGCGGCGGUGCGCAUCCAGGCCAUCAUGAAGGGCUCAGUGCAGCGGCUCAGGUUUGCGACGGCCAGGAAGCUUGCAAAGGAGAAAUACGACAUGGAACAGUCCAAGGCAAAGCUGGACAAGAAGGUGGCAGAGGAGUUGAGGAAGCUGGAAGAGCAGCAAAAGGCCAACCAGCUGAAGCUGGAGCAGGAACAGCGCAAGAUGGAGGAAAAGUACAGGAUUGAGCGCGAGAAGGCAGAGCAGAAAAAGGAGGAGGAAAAGGCAAAGCUGGAGAAGAAAUUAGAAAAGGAAACAGAGCGCAUUGAAAAAGAACGUGUGAAGAUGGAGGAGGCAAUGCAGAGGGAACGCGAGAAGCUGGAACAGGAGCGAGAGGCACUGAUGGAGCAGAUGGACGGUGCUUUGCCGACUUCAUCAGGGAGCAGAGGCCCCACCAUGCCCUACAAGUCCGUGGUGAAGGCGUCUAUGGAGAUGCGGAAGGAGGAGCACAUUCUAGCAAAGGAGAGACAGCUCGAGGCGACCUUGAAGAAGUUGGCCGAAACCCAGGAAGCCGCCGCCGUCGCCGCUGCCGUCGCUGCUCCGGCUCCUGGGGCCUUGCUGGAGGAGGCACGGCCUCCAAGCGUGGCGGCCUGUGUGGCCGCACACGCCAACAGUGCUCUGAAUCCUGGUGCCGUGGAGGCUGCCGUGGCGUCCUUCACUGCCAAACCUCCAGCGGAGGAGUUGCGCCGGCAUACGGCUCCACCGACGGUUUUCCAGGCUGCAGAUCAAUCACCGGGCCGGCCGCCCUCAGGGCUGUCCCACGCUGCUGCUGCUUCGAUGGUCCGACCACAGGACCUGGCAGCCGUGAGGUCACACCAGUCUCCACUGGCACCUGCUCUAGCUGCAGCCAUUCCGGAGGCCUCCUUCGCCCCCUCGAAGGCUGGAUAUGGCGGGGUUUCCCCGUCGCGGGGAGGAGUUACAGCCAGCCAGUUUCCGGCCGCAGCCGCGCCCUCCGUGCCCACUUUGCCAGCAGCAGCGCUGCAGCAGCCGCCUGAGGUGCUCUUUGAUCAGCUUGAUCGAAACCGAGACGGUGUCCUUUCGCGAGAGGAGUUUCUCCACAUCCAGGAGUUGCGGUCUCCGAGGGAUCAGCGGGCAGAGGAAGCCAUGCUUUGGCAGUCACCCUCGGAGGUCGCGAGCCCAACGGGCCUCUUCACCUUCGAGGACUUCCAUAGCCGUCUGAACUCGGGCUUGCUGACAGAAGAGGCCCUGGUCAUGGAGAUCGAUCGAAGGCAGCUGGAACUUCAGGGUCUGCAUCAGCAACUGGCACAACAGGCAGCUGAAGAGCAGAAGCUGCGGCAGCAGAUCGCACAGCCUGGCCGGACGCUCACUUGCCGGCAGUGCGAUGACAGAACCUCCAGCUUGAAGUGCCUGUUUAGCGCCCUGGCGGUCGUUACUGACAUGGCUGUGCAGCUUCAUCUUCCCCCGAUGGAAAAUGUGGAUUACCUGGUGGAUCCAAGCGAGCCACCACUGCCCGUGAUCCAUGACUACCUCUUACAGCUGGCAGACGUAGCACAGAGUUGUGGGGAGGUCGAUCAGCGAUUUGGACAGCUGGCUGCUUACUCUAAGCAGAAAGCCGCGAUGAUCCAGGCUCACCUUGCAUCGACGCCGGCGGCACCGGUGCCUCAGGAGGUUGCCGUGGCAGGUCAAGCGCCCGCAGAGGCAGGCGACGCCAGCUCCAGCCAGCUUCCAUCCGAGGUGGCCAGCGCCGUUGAAAAACAGCCACGGCAGGUGCCAAGCGAUGCUACAUCCUCCGUGAAGGCCAUGGCUCCUACACCGACAGACGACACGGCGGAGAAGGCCGCUGGGGAUUGA
This is a messenger RNA of Symbiodinium sp. CCMP2592, 6303 nucleotides long. The record is from the annotation of a GenBank genome assembly. NCBI's taxonomy places the organism in Eukaryota, Dinophyceae, Suessiales, Symbiodiniaceae.